This is a messenger RNA of Aegilops tauschii subsp. strangulata, 369 nucleotides long. The record is from RefSeq and is a predicted model, not a curated record. Lineage: Eukaryota; Viridiplantae; Streptophyta; Magnoliopsida; Poales; Poaceae.
AUGCACUGCAGGUGGCACAUUAUAAAGAAGGCUAAGGAGACGCUAGGACCGUUCUUUGCUGAUCGUCCAGACCUGCACAAGGCAUUCGAGUUGUGCGUGGACCACAGCUUGACGGUGGAGGAGUUUGAAUGGAGCUGGAUGGCUAUGAUUGAAACAUAUCAAGUCCAAGACAACGAGACACUUGCUAGCCUGUGGGAGAAGCGAAUGUACUGGGUGCCGGUCUACUUCAUGCACUGCUUCUUCCCAUUUCUGCAGACUACGCAACGCAGCGAGGGGUUCAAUGCUGUUCUGAAGCGGUACGUGAGCCCUGGCAACUCAAUGCUGCAGUUUGCCAAGCAGUACACGGCUUUGCAACAAAAAAUACUGUGA